Molecule: messenger RNA, 2574 nt
Organism: Myxocyprinus asiaticus (Chinese sucker)
Lineage: Eukaryota; Metazoa; Chordata; Actinopteri; Cypriniformes; Catostomidae
Product: gamma-glutamylaminecyclotransferase B-like
Exons: 2
Coding region: 231-740 (169 amino acids)
Molecular function (GO): gamma-glutamylaminecyclotransferase activity
Source: RefSeq, a predicted model, not a curated record
UGUAACCUAUCAUGACAUAGACGUAAUUUCCUUGCGUUCCUUAUUUGGAACACGGAAGUACUGUAUGCAGUCCAGUUAUAUAUUAUUAUUUCUGACUGUGAUGAAGAUUAAGGUUCGACCAAAAGUCCAAAUGUCAAACCUGCGUCUCUGAAACUUCAAACCAUCAAACUCGCAGUACGAAGUUCAAAACUUCAUCGUGUGGCACAUCAGUCGAUGAAAGAACUCCUCAUAUGAUCGGCCAUUGUUGGUGUUCUGUUAUAACGAUUAAGAUGACUCAAGUCUUUUUGUACGGCACACUGAAGUGUGGCCAACCCAACUACUACAGGAUGCUCGAUGCUGCCAACGGUAAAGUGGAGUUCCUCGCACAAGCUCGCACAGUGGACUCAUACCCAUUAGUGAUCGCCACCCAAUACAACAUCCCAUUUUUGCUAAAUGUCCCUGGGAAAGGUCACCGUGUCCGAGGGGAGAUUUAUAGUGUAGAUGAGAAGAUGCUAAAGUUUUUGGACUGGUUUGAAGGUUGUCCACACAUGUACCAGCGGACACUGAUCAAACUGGAGGUGGAGGAAUGGGUCGGUGAAGGUGAAAACAACCCAAAGGCUGGAAGCAUCGUCGAGACGUUUGUGUACAGCAGGACUACUUACAAACCGGAGUGGCUCCAGAACCCAGCCUACGAGAACUACGAUUCUUAUGGUGACCACGGACUGGAAUAUGCAUAUCAAGAAGAUAGAUGCCCCGAAUGAGAUUUUGCAAUCCAUGUAAACUCUUGAUAAUUCUUAUGAGAUGGCCUUUUCUCAUACAAAAUUGUACAACUUUUAUUCCCAUAGAGACCGAUCAAUCAAUAAACAGAAUUUCUAUUCGAUACAAUAGCUAAAGGCAUCAAAUAUCCAACACUUUAAGUAAUGCAGUGUUUCCCAUUAAUUACCCGCCACAGUCUAAUUUGUCCCGCCACAGUUUCAUAAUUAACCGAAAAUAUUUUUACACUCCUUAUAAUAACAUAAAAUGUCUCUAACGUUGUGUUUUGCGCCGUUGCUUCGGCAAAGCAUCUCUCACUCCCAGUCAGUCAACACUGACUGACUGACCCCCUGCGUGCGCAUGCUUACACAUGCACUGGAACCAAUUAUCUAACAUUAACGUUAUCACCAGUGGCUUAACACUUGUCCGGGGCAAGUGGAUUUUUGAUGGGGCAAGUGAAAGAGACUUUUACUUGCCUGACCGGACAAGCAGACUGAUUAAAACAUAAAUAACAAAAAAAUAACCAGCUAUAUUUGUGAUAGCCUACAGGGCUGUGUCACUUAUUAGAAAGUUCAUAUUCUUAUUUUGCUGUUGAAAGUAAUCCAGAGCACAUAAUUUUAUAAUUUGCUAGUGAUCUAGUAACAGCUGUGCCUUUUUUGAUUGACAGGCGGUGUAUGUGUGUGUGCUGAACAUGCGCGUUUCGAAAAUGCUUCUGCUAAUGCGCACCUGGACAGUCAAAUACUUUUCAAAAUUCCACCAAAAUGACCGUCUUGGUGAGGUAUUCAUGUAAACACAAAGAGUGAUGUCUAAAGUGAACAUAAACCGCUGAGAAGAAAGCGGAUUUGUAUUAAAAUAUCGGACUUGUAUGUGUAAGUGCUAAUAGACCUGCUGCCAUCUAGUGUGUCAUUAUAAUAAUCAAACAACCAUAACAAGAAAAUGUGAAGACACACUGCUUUUGACUGGGUAACUUUAGUAGCUUUAAAAAGUAUUCAUGUAUUAUAAUCAUACAGUAAAGACCAGUAGUAGUUUUAUGUUGCAUUUCAUUCUGAAUGUUUACUUGAAUGCUUGAUAGCCUACUUCUGUUAAACACUUUCAAAGCUGUUAAAAAGCAUUGAAUUUUCUUAAUUUGUAUUUUUUGUUCUAUUAUUUGUAAUUCAAUUCUAUUCAUUGGUGUUUGUUUUUUUUAUUGUUAUUUUAUUACUGACUGUCUACUAGUCUUGAAUAAUUACUUAACUUGAAAUCAUCCUUCCAUAAUUAACAUAUUAGUUAGUGUUAUUAUUUGUUGUGGUUUUGAAGAUGGUACUGAAAAUCGACAGAUUUCAUUACAACUACUGAAAUUUUGGUAUUGUGAUAACGUAUAGCCAAUAUUGUACAUGGUAGAUCUUGCUGCAAUAACAUGAUGAAAAAGUAGAUCUCAUUCCAUAGAAGUGUGAGCACCCCUACUGUUAAUGAUGGCGAUGGAGGCUUUCCUUUAUUUGGCUACCAUACGUAACAUAAAAUAAUUAUCAUAUGACAGUAGCCUCCUCCCCUACCCAGUGCAGUUUACAUUUCUGUCACAGAUAACUGUGUUGAUUGCAUAGGUACACUAUUAGGUUGGGCAUCAGUCAUAAUUUUAGAAAAAUAUACAACAUGGUUUUGACAAGGUUAGUUGAGCAUGCAACUUAAAUGUCCUUUUUUCUCUCCGGACAAGUAACUUUUUUACUCGGACAAGUGUAUGACCAAUUUACUUGUCCGGAGGACAAGCACAUGACAAUGCUUAAUGUCGAGCCCUGGCUCAAAUGUAUGCUCUUGUUGAUUUUAUGUUUUGACCAUUUGUGAACUGCGUUAAACUCUUGUCUCGUU